AAGAAAAGGGCAAAGGACGGAAAGAGGGGGAAAUGACUGUCGACUGUGUGGGAAGAGAGCGGAAGAGAGGAGGGGCUUAAAAAGUAUGAACUUGUGUAUGAUUUAGCUGCAGGAAGCAUCGAGGAGGAGCAGAGCGCAGCCGGGACGCCGUAUGCUCAACUCGCUCAGCGUUUAACUCAAGGCUCCUCAAAAGGGGACUUUCUCCACUUUCUUCCAGUGCACUCCUUUCCUACUCCGGAGUAUUCAGCUUUUGAAGCCGUCCUGUUUUUUUUGUUGUUUUUUUACCUCCCCCCCCCACUCUUUCCACACUGUGCGUAAUUUCUAUCCAGGAUCGAGGGGGUGUGGAGGGGGGGAGAGAAAAAAGGCGACAUCACAACAACACGAGGACGAGGAACCAAGAAAGAGACCUCAAGGGAACUGUGGGUUGGCAGGAGGGUGGUGGUGGUGCUGGUGGUGGUGGUGGUGGUGGUAGGGGGGGGAUGAAAGUCGUCUUGGAUAUCUGCUUGGUUUUCCUCAUGCUGCACACUCCCGGCGUGCUGUCCUUGUCCACACAUGUAGCGGUAAUAUACCCCCAGGACCCCGUCCUUCGCAUGGGGUCCAACCUGACCGCCAGCUGCUGGGUCCACCCUGACCUCGGGGUCCACGCCGGCUCUCUGUUCUGGACGCUGAACGGUCGACAGCUGCCCAGCUCCCUGUACAGAGUGCUGAGCCCCUCCAACCUCAGCGUGACGCUGGCCGGACUCAACGCCUCCAGGCAGACGUCGGGCGACAACCUGGUCUGCCACAACCACAAGGGGCACAUCAUGGCCGGCUCCUGCCUCUACGUCGGCAUGCCUCCAGAGAAGCCGGUCAAUCUGACCUGCUGGUCCAGGAACACCAAAGACCUGACUUGCAGCUGGGCCCCUGGAGGAAAAGGAGAGACUAACAUCAGCACCCAGUACACCCUCAAGUACAAAUUCAGGUGGUAUGGCAAAGAGAAGGAGUGUGAGGAUUACACUCAUACGCAACCGUACUACUGCAGCAUCACGCAAGACCUGCACCUCUUCACGCCCUACGAGAUCUGGGUGGAGGCCUCCAACCAGCUUGGGCAGGCCAAGUCCGAUGUCAUCACUCUCGACAUCCUAGACGUGGUGACCACGGACCCUCCGUCGGGCGUGACUGUCGGUCGCGUGGGUCAGUUGGAGGACCAGCUGGGUGUUCGCUGGGAGGCUCCGCCCGCUCUCAAAGACUUCCUGUUCCAGGCCAAAUACCAGAUCCGCUACAGACUGGAGGACAGCCAAGACUGGAAGGUGAUGGAUGAUGUUGGGAAUCAGACAUCUUGUAGAUUGGCCGGACUGAGACCUGGAACGGUGUAUUUUGUGCAGGUUCGCUGUAACCCAGUAGGCAUCUACGGAUCUCGCAAAGCUGGGAUCUGGAGCGAGUGGAGCCACCCUACCGCCGCGUCCACGCCGCACAGCGAGCGACUGAUGUCGGGCUCCUGUGACUCAAAGUCCAGCGGGGAUUCCAACUCCACCCUUCGCAGGGAGCUGAAGCAGUUCUUUGGGUGGGUGCGGAAACACGCCUACGGCUGCAGCAGCAUUUCCAUGAAGCUGUACGACCAGUGGAGAGUGCUGAUGCAGAAAUCGCACAAAGCUCGCAACCAGGUAGGUUCUCCAAGGGGAUAAAUCCUAGCACACCGCUGCUUUUACAAGCAGAAAACCAGUGAGGGAGUGCGUUCUUUGUCUAUGUGUGUGUGUGUACGUGUGUGUGAGAAAGACAGAUUGUAUUCAUAUAUGGGGAUUAUAUGACAUUUUGCUGUGGAUAUUUUGUGCAAACACCAAGCGUGACCGCGAGAGGAAGGAAAGUGUGGGAUUUUUGUUGUCAUCAUCAGAAGCCUUUUUUUCCAGUCGGAAAAUGUGUAACUGAUCCUGCUUCCAUCAUAAGCAAGAGCCCAUGUGGGCUACUCCGCUUUCAGGCAUUAAGCUGUAGCAUCAAUAACUCAAAAGGGAUUCGAACAAACUAAAAGUGUUUCCCGAGCAUCUGAAAGUAUUGUCUGACCUUUUGUUGAGUUUUUCCUGUGGAUCCAAAGCACCACCUAGUGGCAGGUCAGCGUCCGCGGAUACUCGGAAGGAUCGUGUCCAUCGUUGUCCCCCUGAAGAGGAAGAAUAGUUACACAAUUAUCGUACAGUAAUUCUGAGUCAUGCUUUUUCAUUUGAGUGCCAAACUGGUUCAGCCAGCAGUUUCUGAGCGAUGUGUCUGAUGACGUGAUGGUGUUUGUGUAUGGAGACAUUUCACGGCCUUUAUUUUUGUACUGAAUUGUACCAGCAUAUUUAAAUCUGUAUAAAGUUAUGUUUUAUGUCUUAAGUUAUGUUUAGUUAGUAAAGAAAUAGCAAUGAGUUAAGUUGUCAUUGAUCUUUUUAUAUUGUUGUAUAGGCUGUAAUUAACACAUCACAGUAAGGAACAGAAUUUCUUUUUUUUCCCCAUCCCCAUCAAAAUAGGCAGAAUGCCUGCAAUACAUUGUGUGACUUGGAGUGACACUAUGAGUGGGAGACAAAAUGUCUGGCCACCUGCUUAUCGAAAGAUAUCGAAUUUUAGAAUACAAAAAAAAUGUCAUGAAUUCACCUUAAAAGAAAUUAUGUCUGUUAACAGAAUAUACAGUAUAUAUAUAUAGAAACUAUGAGAUACAUGAAUAAUUGCCUGUAAAAAUCAACCUCAAAUGAAGCCAAAUUAGCAUAUAUUUAAUUAUACUACAUUUGCAUAUUCAAAUAUUCCGUUUUAGAAAACACAUGAUACAAAAGAAUCA
Pungitius pungitius (ninespine stickleback) is the source of this 2782-nucleotide messenger RNA. It is a transcript of the gene crlf1a, whose product is annotated as cytokine receptor-like factor 1a. Gene Ontology annotation, molecular function: cytokine binding; cytokine receptor activity. The record is from RefSeq and is a predicted model, not a curated record. Gene Ontology annotation, biological process: cytokine-mediated signaling pathway; positive regulation of tyrosine phosphorylation of STAT protein. The transcript has 9 exons. Gene Ontology annotation, cellular component: CRLF-CLCF1 complex; signaling receptor complex; external side of plasma membrane. The coding region runs from base 480 to 1664 and encodes 394 amino acids. NCBI's taxonomy places the organism in Eukaryota, Metazoa, Chordata, Actinopteri, Perciformes, Gasterosteidae.